Molecule: messenger RNA, 315 nt
Organism: Haemonchus placei
Lineage: Eukaryota; Metazoa; Nematoda; Chromadorea; Rhabditida; Trichostrongylidae
Source: the annotation of a GenBank genome assembly
AUGGGUUCUAUGGCCGAUGAUGCUGAUGUCCUGGAAAGAUGUUUUUACGAUUCAAUGCUCGAAAGUGACGCUGAGUACUUAUAUGAACCUGAGGAAGAAAGUGGAUUUGUUCCUGCAGUUGUGCGGGAUCCAGAAGACUUCGAUACAGAUGAGACCGACGAAUGUCAUAGCGACACAAUUCCAAAUACAUUCUCGGUAAUUCAUUCCGGCUAUGGUGAGCAGCUGCUUGGAUUGGUGGUACGAACUCAAUGCUUUUUCGACAAACCCAGCCGUCAUUACGUCGUCAACAUUAAGACGAUUCGCAAUCUCACUUGA